AUGGAUAAAUCUAAGGGACUCCUUCUUAAACCUAAGAAACCUGAGGGACUCCUUCUUAAACCUAAGAAAUCUACGGGACCCCUUCUUAAACCUAAGAAAUCUAAGAGACUUUUUCUUAAAUCUAAGAAAUCUAAGAAAUCUAAGAAAUCUUUUCGUAGGCGUUUGUCCCCGAUCCAACCGGGGGAUCGAAUUGAUUAUAAAAACAUGAGUUUACUUUAUCGAUUUCUUAGUCAACAAGGAAAAAUAUUAUCUAGACGCGUGACUAAAGUGACCUUAAAACAACACCGAUUGGUUACGAUUGCUAUAAAACAAGCUCGUAUUUUAUCUUUGUUACCUUUUGUUAAUUCGUUACCUUUUGUUAAUAAUGAAAAAAAAAAAGUUAACAAUGGAAAAAAAAAAUAUAAAAAAAAAAAAUAUGAAAAAAGCAAGCCGAUCAAUAGAACUACUACUGUUCUAAAAAAAAAAAAUAGAGUUACGUUACUCUUCAAUUAA
Molecule: messenger RNA, 492 nt
Organism: Trifolium pratense (red clover)
Lineage: Eukaryota; Viridiplantae; Streptophyta; Magnoliopsida; Fabales; Fabaceae
Source: the annotation of a RefSeq genome assembly